AUGUCAGAGUUGUAUUUUGAAAAUAUUACACAGGAGAUACGUGGUCACACAUACCCUGGAAAAUUAAGACUCAAACCUACAGAACUUAUGUUUAAGAAUGAAUCUACGGGAAAAGUUGACCAUUUUUCCAGUAACGACAUCGAUUCCGCUCAAUGGGUAAACAGAGCUGCUGGCCAAUGCUUACGCUUGAAACUCAGAAAUGAUAGCGUUCAUCGUUAUGAUGGCUUUGGGGAAAUCGAAGCCGAAAAAUUUUCCUCUUAUUUUAAGAAGAACUUUAAUAUGGACGUUGAAAAACGUGAAAUCUCCUACAAGGGAUUCAAUUGGGGUGAUGUUGUAUUCGAAGGAAAUGUUUUGGAAUUUGUGUGCAAAAAUGCACUGGCUUUCGAUGUUCCAUUAAGUAACAUAUCUAACGCUUCUUCAAAUAAGAAUGAAGUUAUUCUUGAGUUUCACCCAAAUGAUGAUGCUGAGUUGUGUUUGUCGGAAAUGCGAUUUCAUACUCCAAGCACUGAAACAGAUAAAGAUGGCGCAGCUACUGAAAUUUAUAAUCAAGUUAUUGACAAGGCCGAUAUUAUUCAAGUCACUGGUGAUUCAUUGGUUGAGUUCAAAGGCAUCUCCUAUCUACAACCCCGUGGUCGUUACGAUGUUAAACUCUACACUACGUUCAUUCAUCUGCAUGGGAAGUCAUUUGAUUACAAGAUUCCCAAGAAUACUAUCAUUAGGUUCCUUCUUCUCCCUCAUCCAGAUAAUCGUCAAAUGUUCUUUGCUGCUCAAGUCGACCCUCCUCUAAAACAUGGUCAGACACGCUAUCAUAUUAUUGUCAUGGUCUUCGAAAAGGACAAAGAUGUUGAGAUUGAGCUAACAGCCACGGAUGAUUAUCUGCAAAAAAAUUAUGAAGGCAAGCUAACUCAAGUAAUGGUCGGUCCUGAGUAUGAUCUGUUUGCGCGUCUCUGCAAGAUUCUCUACGGCCAAAAGAUUACUGGUCCUGGCUCAUUUAAGUCAAAGAACGGUGGUUCCGCAAUUGCUUGCAGUCACAAGACCUGUGUUGGUCUCCUCUAUCCCCUUGAACGUGGGUUUUUUUUCGUGCCCCGACCUCCUGUCUCUAUACGUUUUGAGGAGAUUGCUAGUGUAAAUUUUUCCCGUGGUACUGGGGCCCUCCGGUCUUUUGACUUCGACAUUGAAACACGAGUGGGUGUAACACACACUUUCGUAUCAAUUGAACGCGAUGAAUACCACAAGUUGUAUGACUAUGUUCGAGACAAGCGACUUAGCAUCAAGAAUAUUGAAGAUAAUGAAACUGCAUAUAGAGCAAAGAAGGACGAGAUUUGGUCGUCUUCCGAUGAAUCUCAUGAUGCAUAUUUGAACCAGGUCAAGGCGGAAGGUCGGGAACGCACGGCGGAGCAUGCGCACGCGUCUUCUGGAACAUUCGCGGGGGCAGACUUUUCAGAUGAUGAUGACGAUGAUGAAGACUUCAAUCCUCCUGAGAUGGAUUCCAGUGAAGAUGACAUUGCAGAAGAAUAUGACAGCAAUGCUGAGUCUUCUGAAAGCGCUUCUUCGGAUGGUGGUAAAUCUGAAAGUGGUUCAUCUUCGAAACGUCGUCGUCACCGAAAGGAGCAUAAACACAGAUCGAGCCAUCACAAAAAACACUCUACAGCUCCAAGAAAAUCAGAGUCUAAGAAAUCCAAAAGAGACCCCAAUGCACCCCCCAGACCCUCCUCUGCAUACAUUAUAUGGUUUAAUGAGAAUAGACAACGGAUUAAGGAGAGUCUUGGCAGUUCGGCUAGCAUCACAAGCGUGGCUAAAGCAGCUGGAGAGAAGUGGAAUAAUAUGAGUUCAGAUUUAAAGGCCAAGUACCAAGCGCAAGCGGAUAAGCAGAAGGAAAAGUAUGAGGAGGAUAUGAAGGUCUACAAGGCGAAGAUUGCUUCGGGGGAAAUUUUCGUUCCUAAAAGUAUAGAAAAGGGGAAAAAGAAAGAGAAGUCAAAGACUGCUACUCCCAAGAAGUCUUCUGGAGGCGCGAGUUCUUCUCAUAGUGGCGCAUUUAAGAGUGCUGAAUAUGUGGAAGAGUCGGAAACUUCGUCUUCUUCACCUAAAGACAAGAAGGGAGGUGGAAGUGAUAAUGAUGACUCGUUGAGUGAUAUGAGUGAUUAA
Rodentolepis nana is the source of this 2145-nucleotide messenger RNA. NCBI's taxonomy places the organism in Eukaryota, Metazoa, Platyhelminthes, Cestoda, Cyclophyllidea, Hymenolepididae. The record is from the annotation of a GenBank genome assembly.